This is a messenger RNA of Contarinia nasturtii (swede midge), 1917 nucleotides long. RefSeq names its product U4/U6.U5 tri-snRNP-associated protein 2 (gene Usp39). Lineage: Eukaryota; Metazoa; Arthropoda; Insecta; Diptera; Cecidomyiidae. Gene Ontology annotation, biological process: spliceosomal complex assembly; mRNA processing; protein deubiquitination. Bases 295 to 1821 code for a protein of 508 amino acids. Gene Ontology annotation, molecular function: zinc ion binding; cysteine-type deubiquitinase activity. The record is from RefSeq and is a predicted model, not a curated record. The transcript has 5 exons.
AUGGCGCUCAAUAAAAUUGCUUUCCAAAAAUUAUUUCGAUUUUCAACGGCAGCUCUCACGAUAAUUUCCCAUUUUACACUUUCUUCAUGCGAUUCCAUUUUAACCGAGUUCUUUUUUUAUUUGGAAUUUUAAAACGUGCGACAUUGUUUGCAGACUUGAUUCGUUGACGUUUCAAUUUGACAAUAUGAAAAUGUCAUAAUCGCUGCGGUCGACAUUCAUUUCUGGAUGCUGUGUUUUUGCUUUCAAUUUGUUAAAUUGAAUUAUUUCUAUACGAAAAAUUGGUGAAAAGAAAACAUGGAAUCAAAUGGAACGACUACAGAGCCUCCAGCUAAGAAAUUAAGAGGAACGAAUGAUAUUGAGAAUGCCGAUGUUGAAAAAGAGCCGAGAAGCAGUACUGGAGUUCGUGUGAUGAAAGAGAAUCCAAAAUCAAGACAAUGCCCGUACUUAGAUACAAUAAAUCGAAAUCUGUUGGAUUUUGAUUUUGAGAAAUUAUGUUCCGUGUCGUUGACUCGAAUCAAUGUAUACGCAUGCCUUGUGUGCGGCAAAUACUUUCAGGGUCGCGGUACAAAUACUCAUGCAUACACACAUUCAGUGGCCGAUUCGCAUCAUGUUUUUUUGAAUUUGCACAAUUUGAAAUUCUAUUGUUUGCCGGACAAUUAUGAAAUUAUUGAUUCAUCACUGAACGAUAUCAAGUAUUUGCUAAAUCCAACAUUCAAAAAUGAAACCAUUAAACAAAUCGAUAGUCCCGAUUGUAAGCCAUCACGUACAAUCGAUGGUACACUUUACAAUCCUGGCAUUGUUGGACUCAACAAUAUUAAAUACAACGAUUACUGCAAUGUAAUUCUACAAUCACUCACACAUGUGACGCCAUUGCGUAAUUAUUUUUUACGAGAAGAAAACUACAAACAUAUCAAGCGUCCGCCCGGCGAUUCAAUUUUCAAUUUGGUACAACGUUUCGGUGAAUUAAUGCGAAAAAUGUGGAAUCCACGUAAUUUUAAAGCACACGUAUCACCACAUGAAAUGCUUCAAGCAGUCGUCCUCUGGAGUAACAAACAAUUUCAAAUCACACAACAAGGUGAUCCCAUUGAUUUCUUAUCGUGGUUCUUGCACACAACACAUCGUGCUUUACGUGGCAAUAAAAAUUCCGAUUCGUCCAUUAUCAAUCGAUCGUUUUUGGGCCAAAUGAAUGUAUACACGAGAAAAAUUCCAUCGACCGAUUUGGAUGACACACAAAAAUCACUGACACACAUAGCAACGGAAGAAUAUCAAGAAAAAGUCGAAGCUACAAAUUUCCUGUAUUUAACUUGUGAUCUACCGGCACCGCCGCUUUUCAUCGAUGAAUUCAGAGAAAACAUUAUUCCACAAGUAAGCUUGUAUCAAUUGCUAGCAAAAUUCAAUGGCAUUUCGGAAAAGGAAUAUAAAACCUACAAAGACAGUUUUAUGAAGCGAUUUGAAAUUACCAAGCUACCACAAUUUGUAAUAUUGUACAUAAAGCGGUUCACAAAAAAUACAUUUUUCCUAGAGAAAAAUCCAACGAUUGUCAAUUUUCCGAUCAAAAAUGUAGAUUUCGGUGAUAUAUUAACAGAAGAGAAUCGUGCAAACCAUAAGCAUACACAAUAUAAUCUAAUUGCAAAUGUUGUGCAUGAUGGUGAACCAAACAAAGGUACAUAUCGUGUGCACAUUUUACAAAAAUCGACUGGUCAAUGGUAUGAAAUGCAAGAUUUGCACGUAACAAAUAUCUUACCGCAAAUGAUUACACUCACCGAAGCUUACAUUCAAAUCUAUGAGCUGCAGACUGACGCUGAGAAAAUGGAGCAUUAACAUUUUGGAAUAUUCAAAAUAUUUGUGACAGUUUCAUAAGUUUUCAUCAUAUAAAUAAAUAAAAUUUUAAACAGUUUUCUGGUUUCAAAGAGAAAA